ACCUCCGCCGUCCUCUACCAGGCACCGCACCGACACCAACAUCGUAAACCCGGGCUACACAGACGCGGAGCAGGAGACUAUGACGGUGGUGGCGUGCGAUAACCUCCUGGAGGAGGCGGCCGCCCUGCCGGCUCAACACUCCUCCGAGGCGUACGAACAGGACGAGCACGAAUGCUGCGAACGGGUGGUCAUCAACAUCUCCGGGCUCCGCUUCGAGACCCAGCUGAAAACUUUAGCCCAUUUCCCCGAGACUCUGCUGGGGGACCCCAAGAAGAGGAUGCGCUACUUCGACCCCCUCCGCAACGAGUACUUCUUUGACAGGAACCGGCCGAGCUUCGAUGCCAUCCUCUACUACUACCAGUCCGGGGGGCGCAUUCGGAGACCCGUCAACGUGCCUAUCGACAUCUUCUCCGAGGAGAUCCGCUUCUACGAGCUGGGGGAGGAAGCCAUGGAGAAGUUUCGGGAGGACGAGGGCUUCAUCAAAGAGGAGGAAAGACCUCUGCCCUCCAAUGACUUCCAGAGGCAAGUGUGGCUGCUCUUCGAGUACCCGGAGAGUUCAGGUCCCGCCCGGGGCAUCGCUAUUGUGUCAGUGCUGGUCAUCCUCAUCUCCAUCGUCAUCUUCUGCCUGGAAACCUUGCCCGAGUUCAGGGACGACAAGGAGUACAACGGGCCGGUCCUACAGCCCAUCAAUGGCACCGGUCCAUUCCUGAGCAGCUCGUUCACGGACCCGUUCUUCAUAGUGGAGACCCUGUGCAUCAUCUGGUUCUCGUUCGAGCUCCUGGUCCGCUUCUUUGCCUGCCCGAGCAAAGCCACCUUCUCCAAGAACAUCAUGAACAUCAUAGACAUCGUGGCCAUCAUCCCCUACUUCAUUACCCUGGGCACUGAACUAGCCGAGCGCCAGGGCAAUGGGCAGCAGGCCAUGUCUUUGGCCAUCCUGAGGGUCAUCCGUCUGGUGCGGGUCUUUCGCAUCUUUAAGCUUUCCAGGCACUCCAAGGGGUUGCAGAUCUUGGGGCAAACUCUGAAAGCCAGCAUGAGGGAGCUGGGGCUGCUUAUCUUCUUCCUCUUCAUAGGUGUCAUUCUCUUCUCCAGCGCUGUCUACUUUGCCGAGGCUGAUGAUCCAUCCUCAGGCUUCAGCAGCAUCCCAGAUGCCUUCUGGUGGGCAGUGGUCACCAUGACCACUGUGGGCUACGGGGAUAUGCACCCGGUCACCAUAGGAGGGAAGAUCGUCGGGUCUCUGUGUGCCAUUGCUGGUGUGCUCACCAUUGCCCUACCAGUGCCUGUCAUAGUGUCCAACUUCAACUACUUCUAUCACCGUGAGACUGAAGGAGAGGAGCAAGCCCAGUACCUGCACGUAGGUAGCUGCCAGAACCUGUCCUCCAACGAGGACCUUAAAAAGACCCGUAGUAAUUCAACUCUCAGCAAGUCUGAGUACAUGGUCAUAGAGGAAGGGGUGAGCCCAGGACCCUUCAAGCAGCCCAGUUUUAAGACAGCUAACUGUACCACCAACAACCCUAACUGUGUAAAUAUCAAAAAGAUCUUUACAGAUGUGUAAGUACACUUGCUGGGAUAUUGGAAGAGUCAAACAGCCGCUAGAAAUGUCACCACCAUCGACAUCAGUGUGUCCCACUUUUUAAAUGUUCAUUUUUAAGCGCUCCUAUGGGAAGAAAUCUGUAUAUCUAGGAUAUCUGAAUGUAGGAUAUCCAAGUGGUGCUAGUAUGCUGAGCCGCACAGUCAGUCGUGCCAGGAGGCUGUACAUCUAUGUUUUUUAGUUUUGCAAAAAACAAAAGGGAAAGUCUCUAGUUCUUUAUUUUGCCCUCUGAUGAA
Nanorana parkeri is the source of this 1824-nucleotide messenger RNA. Its product is annotated as potassium voltage-gated channel subfamily A member 3-like. The record is from RefSeq and is a predicted model, not a curated record. The transcript has a single exon. Bases 80 to 1552 code for a protein of 490 amino acids. Gene Ontology annotation, molecular function: delayed rectifier potassium channel activity; protein binding. Gene Ontology annotation, cellular component: membrane; voltage-gated potassium channel complex. Lineage: Eukaryota; Metazoa; Chordata; Amphibia; Anura; Dicroglossidae. Gene Ontology annotation, biological process: protein homooligomerization; potassium ion transmembrane transport.